AUGGGGUCUAAAAAACACAAAAAGGAGUCCAAAAAAAAGAAGCAUAGGAGUAGGUCCCGAUCGCCAUUGGAGGGCGAGGAACGUGAACGAAAACGACACAGAAAACACAAAGACCGCAAAAAGGAUCGCUCUCCCGAUGUGGAGGAAGUUCCGGUAGACUCACAUUUACAACCAAAAGAGGUUCCAAGGUCAAAAAGUCGCAGUAGCAGUGUUGAAGCUGUUCAGUCCCAUGAUGAUAAACCAAGUGAGAAGAAGAAGAAAGUGGAGAAAUCUAAAUCGCCUGUUGCCCCACCUGCUUCUGCUCAGGAGAGCCUCUCCAUUGAAGACACAAAUAAGUUGAGAGCUAAGUUAGGCCUCAAACCUCUUGCAGUUGCUGAAAAACCAGCGGAAGAUGGUAUGUUAAAAGAUGACUUGGGUGAAUUCUAUCAUAAGCCUGCACCCAACAUAUCACAACAGAAAAAGUCCGACAAGAUACGCGAAAAACUUGAAGAACGCAAAGAAAAAAGGAAAUUGGAGACAAAAUUAAAAACAAAUCUCAUUGCUGAUGCUUCUGACGAUGAAGAUGCGUUGGCAUGGAUCAAGAAGUCACGACAAAUGGAUAAACAGAAAAAAGAAGCAGAAAAGCGGGCGGCGAUGCUGGAUGAGAUGGAUCAGGUGUUCGGUGUAGGCGCACUGGUAGCUGAGCAGCAGCUCGAAGAACGACAAAACACCUAUACAGACCGACAUCUGCGGGGACUUCGCGUCGCACACGACAUAGAACAGCUGCCUGAGGAGCGCGAGACGAUCCUGACGUUGGCGGACAAGGACGUGCUGGCCGAAGACAACGAGGAUGUACUCGUCAAUGUCAACGUACUGGACGAUGAGCGUUACAAAAAGAACAUCGAGGAACGUCGCAAGGCCGCUGCAGGUUACCAAGCUUAUGACGAGGAGAGCGAAAUGGCUGCGGCGUUGGGUUACAAUAAGCCGCUUCUGUCCAAGUAUGACGAAACAAUUAAUCCUGAACAUAAGGCGCGUUCUUCUGGAUUCCACCUUGGAGACGAGGCCGCACUUGAAGCUGGACGAUACCGGGAAAUGAUGAGGGCGGAACGCCUGGCAGGAGGUCCUGAUAAGCGUCUGGAGUCACUUCAACUGCCAGCUCUGCGUAUUGCUUCCGACUACAUGGAUGAAGCUGAAAUCAGUACCAAGUUUAAGAAGUUCAAAAAGAAGGGCAAGAUCCGUAAGAAGCCGAAGCAUGAACCCAUUGACGUGGAUGACUAUGAGGCCGGCAACGCGCCGCUCGAUACUGACGAUACAGAUGUAAAGUUCGAGACACUUCAACCUGUGAUGGAUGAGGAGGAGGUGGAAGUGGACGGGGAGCUGCAGAGUGCUGUGGCACGGGCCAGGAGACUCAGGCUGGCAGAGAGACAGGAACCUGUCUUGCCCAAGGUGGAAGAAAUACUAGAGACUGUUAAGAAAGAAGAGUCUGAAGACGAAGAUGCCGAGGGCGGCAGUCGCAUGGUGUUAGACUCCACGGCUGAGUUCUGCCGAACGCUUGGAGAUAUACCCACAUACGGACUUGCCGGAAACCGGGACUCUACUACUGAAAUCAUGGAUUUCGAGCAAGAAGAUUUGGAGCCGGAAGCGGAAUCAGCGAGUGGUUCUGGCGCAUGGAGCCGUGUGGAAUUAGGCAGCGAGGCGCCACCGGAAUUAGUAGCGGGAUCAUCAGUCGGAUUGGGGGCGGAACCAGCGUUGGGUACAGGAGUAGCGGGAGCGUUGCAGGUGGCUCUGAGUAAGGGAUACCUGGAGAGGGAAGGUGCUGCUCCGGCGCCGCGAUCCCGCCUUCAUCAUUUGUUGGAGGCCCACCACUACUCUAUAGAGGAUAAGACAUACGGAGAGGACGACAAGUACAGCAGACGUGAGCGCGGCCAUCACGGCGCCCUCAGCGAAUUUCGGGAGAAAAACAAUUUCCGGCCCAACAUCAAGUUAGAAUACGUCGAUGACGAUGGCCACGCCCUUUGCCCUAAAGAGGCCUUCCGGUAUCUCUCGCAUAAGUUCCACGGCAAAGGGCCUGGAAAGAACAAACAGGAGAAGCGUAUCAAGAAGGCCGUACAAGAGGGGCUUAUGAAGAAGAUGAGCUCAACAGACACGCCACUGGGUACAUUGCACAUGCUGCAGCAGAAGCAGAAAGAGACUCACUCGCCAUACGUCGUUCUUAGCGGUGCCAAGAGGGACAAAAACUAA
Messenger RNA from Pieris macdunnoughi, 2220 nucleotides. The record is from the annotation of a GenBank genome assembly. Lineage: Eukaryota; Metazoa; Arthropoda; Insecta; Lepidoptera; Pieridae.